This is a messenger RNA of Pocillopora verrucosa, 2233 nucleotides long. RefSeq lists its product as uncharacterized. The record is from RefSeq and is a predicted model, not a curated record. NCBI's taxonomy places the organism in Eukaryota, Metazoa, Cnidaria, Anthozoa, Scleractinia, Pocilloporidae.
UAGUGUCAUUUUUAGGCAAUGCAUUCGCCUGAGAAGGCCAGAUUAUUCCGUGUUGUAGGCCAGUGUGAAUCUGAUACCUGCCGGAAAAGAGCUGACUUCGAGUUGGAGUACAAAUUGGUUGCACGUAAUAGUUCUCCAAGCGCACUCCAUUGGCUGCCAAACUGUCGAGAAAGGGAGUUUUUAUGCGUGGAUUGUGGUAACCGAUAUCAUUAAAGCCAUAAUCAUCGGCCAGAAUGAACACUAUGUGCGGUGGUUUUCCAGAAGCAAUUUGCAAGCCAAACAGGAAAACUAAUAUCACGAGACCCUCCUCCAUUUUGGAUGGUUAUAUGAAGUAUGUUGUGUAACAAUCUUCAAUUAUCUUUUUCCUGGUGCAUGUCGGUAGACACUAUAAACAUGGCGACCGCGGAAGGAUUCAGGACACAUCGUACAACUCGAAGCGAUUCUCAAAAGAAUGGGCAAAGCACGCUUUCCAGAGGAUGGGGUAAGCAAGCAGCUCAGAGACUCGACACGAAGGACCAGUUCAAGAACGACCCCCUUCUUAAAACUUUGGAAGGAAAAAUUGCCGUCAAUUUUGGUGAUUAUAAACCAUGGCAACGCACUACUCAGUCAAGAUUUCAGAACGAAGGACAGACCAGGAGAAAAAGUGCCAGUCGUCCUUUGUCAGGGCAGACUGUGGUAUCUCUUGGAAGUGCUCCUGGAUUUUCUCGAGAAAAAACAAUAAAAAUAGGACCACGGCCAUUUAGUGCAGCUACGAGUACGGCUUGUUCCACGGUUUGCAAUCACCCAUGGACGAAAAAACCCCCAGUUGUUGACGAUGCUGAGGAGAAGAAGAAGGAAAAUGUGUUGUCUAUAUUAAAGAUUCAAAUUAAAACAAGACAGAAAUCAAUAGCUGAGUAUGAAAACAGAAAGAAAGACCUACUUAUUGAAAACAUGAAGAUCACUGAUGAGAUUGAAUCAUCAGAGAACAGGAUUCAUGGAGAUGUGAAGUCUUUACUUAGGAAAUAUGAAAGAUUCAGGGGUGCCAUGUCAACAUUAAAUAAGAAAUUUGAUAAAAACCUUGUUAUAACAAAGAAGAAACUGGAAGAAACAAAAGAAUUAGUCGACAAAGAAGUAGCAGAGUUAGAGCACCAACUGAAUGUAAUGGACAAAAAGUUGCUAAAAAAGAGGGAAGAAAUGAACAUACUGUUAAACUAUAAGGAUAAAGAGUAUCCUGCAAAGGCACUCCAAAUAGCCAAACUGAAAAGACAAAGGGAAAUUUUAGAGUCAACAUUUAAGGAGGAACUAGAAGAAUUACAAGUUGUGGUUGAUGCAGAGAGAGAUAAAUUCAGUCAACAAAGAAUAACUGUCCAACAAGAAAUAACGACACAAGUAACAGAGGAUACAAUAAAUGCUAUGGGAGAUGAGAUUAAAGAAAUGGCUUUACAAAAUAUGAUCAUGAAAAAGGAAGUUGAAAUGCAUAAAGAUGAGCUAAAAUCCCUGGAAAUGAACAAUGCAAAGUUGGAAGCUGAAAUUAGGAAACUCUUAGAUAGUGAAGCCUUAGACACACAAGCUGAGAUAUUCCCAGAAGUGUUUGGAAAACGGGAGAAGUGCACACCAGAUAUGGAGCUUCAUCUUGAUAUACCAACCCAUGACUGGCUUCCAAUAUGACAUCUCUUAGAGAUUACUUUCUCCACAGAUGAAUCAGAAUCUGAUUUUAAUGUUUGUGUCUUCAGUAUGACAAAUGUGUAAAGAAAGUUUAAACAUUCAGUACAAAGUAACUUUUACUUUUUCGUUGUAAACAUGUUCACAACUUGACCCCUCCACUUUUGUUGCUGCAAAACCCUUUGCUAUUCAUCAAACUUUCAGUGCAAUGCUUUACAUCAGAUUUCUUUUAGUUUUCCUCUGGUAUUUUGGUAUGUUUCUUCUCACCAUUUUACUGAAUUACUCUCAAGAAUAGAGAUGUGUUAUGUAUUUAAAAGGAAACUUCAAGCAAAGCUGAUGUUAAGAUUUUGUGCUAAUGAAAACUGUUAAAUUAUCUGCAAAAAAUAGAAGUGAUCAUUUUCUAAAUUAACUGAACAAGAGGUGUCCAUUGUGAUACAUUAAUGUAUUUUCCCUUCAUAUUUUAAGUUUUUUAUGACUGCGUGUAAGAAAUUUACUAAGUGUAUCUAAACUGAUAUGAGAGUCUUGAUUGUCAAAUUUUGAUUUUGGAAACUCAAAAUUUUAUUUUAAUGUGGAAUAUAGGUAAUGGAAAAAA